Molecule: messenger RNA, 959 nt
Organism: Moneuplotes crassus
Lineage: Eukaryota; Ciliophora; Spirotrichea; Euplotida; Euplotidae
Source: the annotation of a GenBank genome assembly
GAUGAUUCCUUACUAACAGAUGCUAUAAAAAGGGAUGAUUUCAAGAUGGAAAGCUUUAAGACAACCGCAUCCAAGCUAAAACAACUGGAUAUCACAAGGAAGAGCCAGAAUAGAAAUGGAGAAUCCUUAGUAAACAAGACUAAAAGUUACACCAAGAAUAACACAAGCAAAGAUAAUAUAAACAAUACGACUUCCUUGGAGAUGAUCAAAAAUGUCUGUGAGAAUUACGGUCUCACAAGGAGAGAAGUCUUUGAGAUUCAUUCUCAGUUCAAAGCUAUGACUAUUCCUCUAGACCACAUUUGUAACGAGGGAAAUACCAUAAACGAGGAGUACUUUGAGGCCUUAAAGAGAUACAGAAAUCCUGAGAAGUAUAAGAAAGACCUAAAUAAGACUCAGAAUGAUACUACUGCAAAUCAGAGCUCGGCUCCUGAAAAUUCUCAAGAGAAAGUAGAUGGGAUCAGGCUUGACUAUUUCUCUGAUAACUGCACUUUCCUUUAUGGUACACAUCCUGAAGUCAAGACAAGGCUCUUCAAAGCUUUAGGAAUAGACACUGAGAGCAAGAACAGUUACAUUAAAUGGGAGCAAUUUGUAGAACUAUAUUGAAUAUGAGAGCUUGGAAAUAUCACCAAAAGUGAACUCAUCAGAUUUUGGUCUAAAUUCUUUGACCCAACAAUGCUAGGCUUAGUCUCAGUAGAAUCAAUUGCAGAUAUCCUUGAGAAAUGAGUCAGAGGAACUUCUCUUGAAGAGCCUAAUGAAGGAACUAUUCUAUUCGCAAAGACGAUAAUUAAUCUUUUCAGAGAGCAUGGUUGUAUUCAAAUGAUCAACAAUGAAGAAUUUGUGAACAACACAAAAGUUUCCGAAGCAUUUGCAAGUGAUGCAAUCGACAUGAAGCUCUUCAGUGAUGCUCUUGGGAACAAAGUAGUUAACUUCAAAAUAGAUUAAUAUAAUUUUCAUCAACC